AUGCCGCUACUCAUAGACCUCGAGGCCACCAAAAAUCUCCUCCUGGAGAUUAACGGUUACUUGACGGCCCUUCUCAGUGAGACCGAGGACCGGGACGAGCUCGGACUCAGCCAAUAUCUCCAGCUUGUGAACCUCCUCUACUUCAGCACUCUUAAGCUGCUGCUGGAUUUCUCGGAAAUUGACUCCGAUGACGCAAAGCAGGCCCGGGAGAGGCUCAUGAAGGCUGCAACCGAGGCCUUGGGAGUAUCUCAAGCCACCCGCCGCGCAUUCACCAUCCACGAAAAUAUCCCCGGAAGCGUUCGCCAAGACCUGCUUCGAGGAAGCAGAUUGAUCCAGAGCUACUACAACAAUCCGCAGGUGGAGAGACUGUUGCGGGCUAUCGACUCCGAGAUGGCUCAGAAGUCAAGCAUUAACUCAGAGGACGAGAAUUCCAUGGCCGAGGAGGGAACGCAGGACGCCACAGCUGGAGAUGAUGAACAGGACACGUCGUGA
Molecule: messenger RNA, 492 nt
Organism: Penicillium cataractarum
Lineage: Eukaryota; Fungi; Ascomycota; Eurotiomycetes; Eurotiales; Aspergillaceae
Exons: 1
Coding region: 1-492 (163 amino acids)
Source: RefSeq, a predicted model, not a curated record